AUGCGUGAGCUGGGCCUCAGCGUCACGGUGGAUCGCAUCGGCAACAUCUUCGGCGUGCGACCCGGCAAGAGAGAGGGCCCGCCCGUCAUGAGCGGCUCUCAUAUUGACACGGUGGGCACCGGUGGCCUCUACGACGGGAACCUGGGUGUGCUGGCCGCCUUGGAAGUCGCGGCUGUCCUCAACGACGCCAACUUACAGACCGAACAUCCGUUCUGCGAGGGCGUACGCUUUCAGCCCGACAUGAUGGGCAGCACGUGCUUCCAGGGCGGCCUCCCCCUUGAAACAGCCCUGGCCAUUGAAGGCAUCGACGGUAAGACCGUAGGCGACGAACUCACCCGCAUCGGCUACGCAGGUGAUCAGGAAGUCGGCUUUCCGGUCAAAGCCUUUAUGGAACUACACAUUGAACAAGGUCCGGUUCUGGAAGAAGAAGGCAUCCGCAUCGGCUGUGUCACCGGCGUGCAAGGCAUCAGUUGGCAAGAGCUCACCAUCACCGGCGUCUCGAACCACGCGGGCACCACCCCCAUGCGCCUGCGCAAGGACGCGGGCUACGCCGCCAUGGCCAUCGCCACCGGCGUGCGCCAAAUUGCCAAAGACAUGGGUGGCAAUCAGGUCAGCACCGUGGGCUCCCUGACUCUACACCCCAAUCUGAUCAGCGUGGUGGCCAACAAAGCCGUCAUGACCAUCGAUCUGCGCAACACCGACGAGGCCUUGCUACAAGAAGCAGAACAACGCACCCAGGACCUCAUCCAGCGCGUCACCGAAGCGGAAGGCGUCAGCUACUCCACCCGAUCCCUGGCACGCUUCAAGCCUGCAAACUUCGAGCCAGCCAUGAUCGACAUGGUGGAGGCCGUCGCCACGGAAAUGGGCUUCAGCAACCGGCGCAUGCCCUCUGGGGCCGGACACGACGCCGGACUCAUCUGCCUGAAUGCGCCAACCAGCAUGGUUUUUACCCCAUCGGUGCGCGGCAUCAGCCACAACAUUGAAGAAUACACCCAUCCCGAAGACAUAGAAGCCGGCGCCAACGUGUUGCUGCAAUGUCUGCUCAGGUUGUUGACUAGCCCGUGA
This is a messenger RNA of Symbiodinium natans, 1065 nucleotides long. NCBI's taxonomy places the organism in Eukaryota, Dinophyceae, Suessiales, Symbiodiniaceae. The record is from the annotation of a GenBank genome assembly.